AUGCUCAUAAAGGAAUACAGGAUCCCGUUGCCGCUGACUGUCAGCGAGUAUAAGAUCGCUCAGCUGUACAUGAUAGCGAAAAAAAGUCGAGAUGAAUCCAAAGGUGCUGGCAGCGGGGUGGAAAUCAUGGUGAAUGAGCCUUAUACGGAUGGACCUGGGCCAAAUGGAACUGGUCAAUACACCAGGAAAAUAUAUCACAUCGGAUCCCAUUUACCAGGCUGGCUGAAGAGCUUAAUGCCCAAAUCAGCCCUGAUUGUGGAAGAAGAAGCUUGGAAUGCUUAUCCGUAUACGAAAACCAAGUACAAAUGCCCGUUUGUGGAGCGUUUUACGCUCGAAAUAGAGACUUAUUAUUUCAACGACGAUGGGAGCCAGGAAAAUGUGUUCAAUUUGUCAAGAUCCGAGCUUCGGGAACGAGCAGUUGAUGUAAUAGAUAUUGUGAAAGACGAAACGGCGGAUUGUGUCCCUGAAGAAGAUCCGCGGUGUUUUCGCUCUGAAAAGACCGGAAGAGGUCCCUUGGAAGACAAUUGGAUUCAAGAAUAUUGGCGAGAAUGUAAAGGAUCCGAUGUGCCUUUGAGCAGCGGGAAGGCAUUAAUGUGUGCUUAUAAGCUGUGCAAAGUUGAAUUCAAAUACUGGGGGAUGCAAACCAAAAUUGAACACUUCAUCGACGAUGUU
Notodromas monacha is the source of this 672-nucleotide messenger RNA. The record is from the annotation of a GenBank genome assembly. NCBI's taxonomy places the organism in Eukaryota, Metazoa, Arthropoda, Ostracoda, Podocopida, Cyprididae.